AUGCCUAUAUAAGCACACCAAGAUGGCUUCGAAAUCCGCAUCAUCGAUCAAGUAUAUAGCUAAGCGCAAACAUAUAUCGAUCUCCAUGGACAACAACUUCCGGGCGGCUCCUUCUGCUCCUCAGUACAGGGGCGUUCGGCGGCGGAAAUGGGGCAGGUGGGUGUCGGAGAUCCGGCAGCCGGGCACCAAGCUCCGCGUCUGGCUCGGGAGCUUCGACACGGCGGAGAUGGCGGCCGUGGCGCACGACGUGGCGGCGCUGCGCCUUCGGGGUGCCAGGGACGCGCAGCUCAACUUCCCGGGCUCCGUCGGCUGGCUGCCCCAGCCGCCCACCACGGACCCGACCGACAUCCGCGCCGCCGCCGCCGAGGCCGCCGAGCGGGUGCGCCGCGAGCCCGCGCUCGUCAGCGCCGCCGCCAACACGACCAUUACUAUCAACCCGGGCGAGUUCGACGACGACCAGCUGGAGUCGCCCAAGCUGUGGGACCAGAUGGCGGAGGCCAUGCUGCUGGACCCGCCCAGGUGGGGCCAGGAUGGCAGCGGCGGGGAUGCGGCCGAGAGCUCACACAGCUGGCCGCAGGGCUCUCUCUGGGAUGGAUGCUAAUUCAGCAUUUCAGCUACGUACGCGAAAUCGAUGUAAACUCAUGUGCCGUGUAUGUCAUAACUCAC
This is a messenger RNA of Brachypodium distachyon (stiff brome), 666 nucleotides long. RefSeq names its product ethylene-responsive transcription factor ERF022. The record is from RefSeq and is a predicted model, not a curated record. Gene Ontology annotation, molecular function: DNA-binding transcription factor activity; DNA binding. The transcript has 2 exons. The coding region runs from base 23 to 601 and encodes 192 amino acids. NCBI's taxonomy places the organism in Eukaryota, Viridiplantae, Streptophyta, Magnoliopsida, Poales, Poaceae. Gene Ontology annotation, biological process: regulation of DNA-templated transcription.